AUGAAGAAUAUAAUUAUUGGUGUGUUGGCAUUACAAGGUGCCUAUAUAGAGCAUGUUAAUUUCUUAAAUACUUGCAUUGCUGAUGGUGACUAUGGGAUAAAUGGCUUUGAUAUAACAGUUAUUGAAGUUAGAACCUCUAAAGAACUCCAGAAAUGCAAUGCGCUGGUGAUACCGGGAGGGGAAUCGACCUCGAUGUCAUUGAUCGCAAGAAGAGUAGGGAUAUUUGAUGAUUUAAUUGCCUUCGUACAUGAUAAGAAUAAAGUAAUAUGGGGUACCUGUGCAGGAUUGAUAUUUCUUGCAAAAAAAAUAGAUAACGUUGAUCACAAUGCUGAUAUAUUGGACACGCUGAAACUUGUUGAUGUUAGUAUAUUAAGAAAUGCAUUUGGAAGACAAUCUCAAAGUUUUAUUAAAUCUUGCGAUUUCAGCUCAUUCAUUAAUGAUUGUGAUGACUAUGAGACUGUAUUUAUCAGAGCACCAGUGAUUAACAAAAUAUUGGAUCCUGGUACUGUAAAAAUAUUAUAUUCACUCGAAUAUGAAAAGGAAUCCGGUGAGGUUGAUAAUCUAAUAGUGGCAGCUAAACAAAAUGAUAAUGUAUUGAUCACUUCUUUCCAUCCGGAAUUGUCUGAUGAUUUUAGAUUUCAUAAAUAUUUCAUAGAAGAUUUUGUUCUCAAAUAA
Tetrapisispora phaffii CBS 4417 is the source of this 675-nucleotide messenger RNA. It is a transcript of the gene SNO1, whose product is annotated as putative pyridoxal 5'-phosphate synthase. Gene Ontology annotation, molecular function: glutaminase activity. Bases 1 to 675 code for a protein of 224 amino acids. The record is from RefSeq and is a predicted model, not a curated record. Gene Ontology annotation, biological process: pyridoxine metabolic process; pyridoxal 5'-phosphate biosynthetic process. Gene Ontology annotation, cellular component: cytosol; glutaminase complex. The transcript has a single exon. NCBI's taxonomy places the organism in Eukaryota, Fungi, Ascomycota, Saccharomycetes, Saccharomycetales, Saccharomycetaceae.